CCCCCCUCAGCUCGCCAGCCAAAGGGCCCAGCAGUGGGGCCAGCGAAGCCCAUCUCCGCAGGGCCGGGCAGGAAGUGGGGCGGGGUUUGGGGCUCAGCCGAGGUGGGAUCUGGUACCCCAGGACUGCUGCAACCCAGACUAACCAAACCCACUGGGAGAAGAUGCCUGGGGGUCCCCAAGCCCUGCAAAGCCCGCCUGCCACCAUCUUUCUCCUCCUGAUCUCCACUGCUGGCCUGGGCCCCGGGUGCCGGGCCCUGUGGGUGGAGCCGGGCCCACCCUCGGUGACGGUGAGCGUGGGGGAGCAGGUGCGCCUCCAGUGCCCACACAACGGCAGCAGCAACACCAACGUCACGUGGUGGCACGUCCUCCAAGUCAACUCCUCGUGGCCCCCUGUGAUGUAUCCCGGGGCCCUGGGUCCCAAAGGGGAGCUGAUCAUCCAGCAAGUGAACAAGAGUCACCGGGGCAUGUAUCGGUGCCAAGUCAGCGAGGGCAAGAAGAUGCAGCGCUCCUGCGGCACGUACCUCCGCGUGCGAGAGCCGCUCCCCAGGCCCUUCCUGGACAUGGGGGAGGGUACGAAGAACAACAUCAUCACCGCCGAGGGCAUCAUCCUCCUCGUCUGCGCCGUGGUGCCUGGGACGCUGCUGCUCUUCCGGAAACGAUGGCAGAACAUGAAAUUCGGGGCUGAUAUCCAGGAUGACUACGAAGAUGAAAAUCUUUAUGAGGGCCUGAACCUGGAUGACUGUUCCAUGUAUGAAGACAUCUCCCGGGGCCUCCAGGGCACCUACCAGGAUGUGGGCAGCCUCCACAUCGGAGACGUUCAGCUGGAGAAACCGUGACCCCGCCGGGCUGACCCGCCAUGCACCCAGCCCGCGUCUCACCCUACUUCCCCCCAAACCCGCUCUCUUUUCACAAUCUUUCCUGGGAGUGUCCUGACUCAACUUCCCCCUUGGGACUGUCCACUCUUCUUCCCUCUAGGCCAUCCUCGUCCUCAUCCCCUCCACACACUCUAACUCAAUCCUCCCCCUACUGCCUUCCCCAGCUUCCCCCACCCACCACCCAGCGGGUAACGAGCCCUUAAUCACUGCCUCUAGGGGAGCUGACUGUAGCAGCCUCGUUAGUGUCACCUCCCCGCUGCCUGCUCUGUCGUGGCCACUUAGUGAUAAUAAAUCCUUCCCAACUGCA
This is a messenger RNA of Dama dama (fallow deer), 1182 nucleotides long. It is a transcript of the gene CD79A, whose product is annotated as CD79a molecule. The coding region runs from base 162 to 836 and encodes 224 amino acids. Gene Ontology annotation, biological process: B cell differentiation; B cell receptor signaling pathway. Gene Ontology annotation, cellular component: membrane; external side of plasma membrane; B cell receptor complex. The transcript has 5 exons. NCBI's taxonomy places the organism in Eukaryota, Metazoa, Chordata, Mammalia, Artiodactyla, Cervidae. Gene Ontology annotation, molecular function: transmembrane signaling receptor activity. The record is from RefSeq and is a predicted model, not a curated record.